GACUAAGAGAUUGUUCCAGAUGAGGAGUCCAGUGUCUGUGGGAGGGGACGCUCUGACUUAGAGAGGCUGCGUGGACUCUGACACACACACACACACACACACACCCACCGGGAGCAGCGCGGCACACACAGCUGAGCUUCACCUGUCCUACUGGGAUUGUCUUCUUGUCCGAAGCCGCUGACAGGUGCCCUGUCACCAUGUUCAAGAAAAAGAGCAAGUCCACCGCUAUAACGCAGCCAAAAGCAACUGCUCCAUCCACAGAACUGAGCGCUCUGAUCGAGAAGCUGCAGAAGAAUGCUGAUAAAGUGGAGAAGAACAUCUACGAUGUUGAGCAGAACCUCAACAAGGAUGUGAGUAAGAUCAAUGAGGGGAAGCAGCCGCUGUAUCAGGAUGACACCAACAAGAGAAUCCUCAACUCACUGGAAUUGCUCACCGUCCUGGAUGAGGACGCCGUCAACGCCAAACGCCUCCAGCAUCCACAGGCUGAGAUGAUAGAACAGGACAUGAGGCAACUGCGUGAGAGAGUGAUGAAGCUGAGAGAGGACCAUGACCGUAUCUACCACCUGGUCCGCACUGAGGGCAUGCCCAGCAUCAACUGGGGCAACAUGAUGGAUGAGAAACUGGACAACCUGAACCACAAGGGCUUUGGCCAGGACCUGCCAUCUGUGGAGAAUGAGGUGGAGGAACACAACAUCUUCCACAGCGAGGUGGAGGCCCUGGCUCCUCACAUCUCCACCAGCGGAGACAAGGAAUACGUCAGUAGCCUCCAGAUGAAGUACAACAAACUGCUGGCCAGUUCCAGCGCUCGUCAGCGCAAUCUGCUGAGCCUGCGGGACUACAUGCAACGCUGCACCAAUGAGCUGUACUGGAUGGACCAGCAGGCCGAAGAGAGGAUCAACUAUGACUGGAGCGACACCAACCUGGACUACCCUGCCCGCCAGAGGCAGUAUGAGAACUUCAUCAGUAAAUGUCUGGAGUCCAAAGAGGCGACAGUCACCAAGCUGAAUGACGAUGGAGAGAAGCUGGUUGCCGCUGAGCAUCCAGGGAAGAAUGUUAUUGAGGCUCAUAUGGAGGCAGUCCAUGCUGACUGGAAAGAGUACCUGAACCUGCUCAUCUGUGAGGAAAACCACCUGAAACACAUGGAUGAGUACCACAAGUACCACAAGGAGGCACGUGACACUCAGGACCUGCUGAAGCGGCUGGAUACAGAGCUCAACCAGAAGUACAACCCAGAGUUCAAAGAUGUGUAUCAGAUGGAGGGUCUGAUCAGGGAGAUGGAUGACCAAGCCAAGGCCAUGGACCACUUUGACGAACGGGUCAUGGCUCUUCAGAAGCGCAGCCUGCAGGUUUUGCCUCUGAAAUACCGCCGGGAAACCCCCCAAAAGCUGCUGCCCAUUGAGGCUCUGUGCGAGUUUGACACAGAUGAGGGGCAGAUUUUGCGUGGGGAGAGGUACACUCUGCUCCGUAACAAUGGGACCAAAUGGGACGUGAAGGAUGCAGCUGGACAUAAACUCACUGCCCCAGCCGUCUGCUUCAUGAUCCCCCCCACCGACCCCGAGGCAGUGGCCAUCUCUGACAACCUGGCUGGACAGCAAAAGGCAGUCAAGCAGAAGAUGGCAAGCAGCAAGGGAAUUCUGCUGAAACGCUUCAAUGAGCUGAAGAAGGAGACUGGGACUGGCACAGACAAGCAAGAGCAGCAAUGCCGCCAGCUGAUGGCCGGUCUGGAUAAGGUCGUCAGUGACCUGGACAAACAGGAGAAGGCCAUUUAUGCUCGAGUGCGCCCGCCACUGGAGCAGAACAGGCCACUGCAGGACAGCGCUGACCGGCUGCAGGAUAUGAGGGACAUUGUUGGUGCUGUCAGUAAGAUUGAACCAGAGAAGUCCUCCAAAGUGCAAGAAGCAAAGAGCUUCUUGGUCUCAAAUCCAAGUUGUGCCAGUGCUCCUCAACUUCACAGCAAAGUGGAUGAAGCCAACAAGAAGUACACCAAGAUUGAGCAGCUACUUCAGUGCUCUCAGGAAAAACUGAAGAAUUCCAACCAGCUGGAGACUUCCCUUCAAAAUGGAAAAACUUUCCUGUCCACCUAUGAGAACAAGCUGGCCAGGGAGGAGGUUGCUCCAGCUGACAUCUCCUCACUCGAGAAAACGCAGCGGGAGCUUGCAGAUGUUACAUCAGACCUGAGGUCCAAGAGGUCAGUUAUCGCUGAGACGGAGCAGAACCUACGUUUGACCAAAAGCAGCUGUGACAACAUGGCCACCAAAUUCCAAGAGCACUGCCCCGACAUUGAGAGGCAGGAAGCGGACGUUAAGAAGCUCAACAAGCGCUUCAACAACCUCAACAGGCAGAUCGACACCAGGUCUCAAAGCUUGCAGAGAGCCAAGAUGGCGUACAACAAUUACAGCAAUGAUUAUGACAAUUUGAACAGCUGGUUGUCUCGUGUCCCAAACUACGAGCCUCGUGAAACUGAUGACAUGAGACAAGUGGAGACCAAGCUGAAGAAUCAGAGGAACUUGCUCUCUGAUAUUGCAAGAAAGGAGUCUGACUUGAACAACGUCUCCAAAAAUGCCCAGCUUUACCAACAAGCUGUCAAAGACUAUGAGAAUGAAACUGAGAAGUUCAGAUCUAUCCUUGACCUCGAGGAUGGACUUGUACCUCAGACAUACAAGAGGAGCAGACUGGAAUCACCUGCACUGAGAGUCAAGGCAGAGGAAGCUGCUAUUGAGGCUAGGUUUACUGAGGUGAAUGCUGUGAACAAGCAAAGGCUGCAGAAUCUAGAGUUCGCCCAAGGUCUUCUCAACCAGCAACCUGAGACCCCUAUGAUCCAGUCUACAAAUGUCAAGUCAGUCCAUGCUGCCCCGGGAGAAGAGCCUUGGAGAAUCAGGAAGCAGCUGGAAGAUGAGAUCCAGAGGAGGGAGCAGCUAGAGAAAGAAAUUGAGAUUAUCCAAACUGACAUCUAUAUCCUUGAAGGACAGAAGCCCCAGGACACAAUUGUCAAGAAGGAGCUGAUCAAAAAGGUUCCUGACCCCCAGCUGGAUGAGGAAGUCCAUAAGGUCCAGCAGAAACUCUCAGAGGAGCGCCGCACUACUCGUGUCCUGGAGAAUGACCUUGAGGUACUAAAGUUGAAGCUGCGUGGCCUUGAGACAGAGGUCAAAGAAGGGGCACAACAAUACACAGUGAAGGAAGUCCUGCGUAUAGAAAAAGACCGUGGUCAGGAGGAAGAGAUUCGUAAGCUUCGGGAGGACCUGGAGGAGCUAAGACGGCAGAAGUUGAUGAAAGACAAUGAGCUGGUUCAGAUACAAAAGCAGGUGACAAUCCUGGCUGAGGAGAAGAACAAAGAACAGGAGGUGAUCACUGAAGAGGAGGUGAUCAAAGUCCAGAAUGAUCCCCAACUUGAAACAGAGUACCGGGUGCUCCUUGACAGGAAGCAGAAGGAAAUGGAUGGCAGGAAGCAGCUGGAGGAUGAACUGAAAUUUCUUCAGGAGAAGCUUCGAAGGAUGGAGAAGGAGAAAGCAAUGGCAGAGGAGAAGAUCUCGAUCAAGGAGGUGCUGAAAGUAGAGAAAGAUAUUGCCUUUGAAAGGGAGGUAGAAAACCUCAGGAGGCAGUAUGAAGAAGAGAAGGCCAAACGAAGAUCAUCACAGCGAGAAAAGGCUGACCUCCAGAGGAAAAUUACCAGCCUAGAGGAGGAUAAGUCCAAGGUUGUUAUUCAGGAGAAGGUGCGGGAGAUUGUGCGCCCUGACCCAAAGGCUGAGAAUGAGGUGGCCAAUCUCCGGCUUGAACUUGUAGAGCACCAGAGGCGCUAUAAAGAUGCAGAGCUCCAGCUUAGAUCCCUGCAGGAUGAGCUGACCAUGCUGAGGAACAGAGGACCUCAAGUGGAGGUUAAAGAGAUCAUCAAAGAAGUAAUCAAAUACAAGACAGAUCCGCAGACUGAAAGAGAACUGGAGAGACUUCGCAAUGAAAUCGUAGAUAAAACCCACCAGACUGAGAAAUCUGAGAUGGAAAUCCGCCAACUUCGUAAUGAAAUUCAAAGAUGGAGAGACACCAAACCCCAAGUGCAGACUAAAGAGGUAGUCAAUGAAGUUCUGCAGUACAGAGAAGACCCCAAGACUAAGGAGGAAAUCGAGACUCUCAAAAGGAAACUGGCUGAUGAACAAAAGAAACGCCUCGACCUUGAGAGAGAACGGUCAGCCCAAGAAGAGAAGAUCAGACUGAGGAAAAUGGAUCUGUCUCAGGUCCGUGAGAAGAUUGUACAGCAAGAAGUGGUCAAGAUGGAAGAAGAUCCUCUCCUCAGGUCAGAGUGCGACACCUUCUCACAAAACAUCAGCAAUGAGCAGAAACAAAAGGAGAGCCUGAAAACGGAGCUCUAUCAACUGCAGAGACAAAGGGCUGACCUGGAUCUGCAACUGGAAGAACUGGAGCGUGAGCGCAGGGCAAGGCGCGAUGCAGAAUUGGAGAUCCAAAGGCUUCGGGUCAGACUUAAUGAGCUGGAGAUCCACGACAAAGAGAACCGUGAGAAGGUAACUGUCAAACAGAAGGUAGUCCUGCAGCAGGAUCCCCAACAGGAGAAGGAACACUCCAUCCUCAAACUACAGCUUGAUGAAGAGAGGCACAAACGCACUCUGCUUGAAAAAGAGUGGAAUGCCCUCAUCCAGCAGCAGCUCACCCUGGAGAAGGUGGAUGUGAAGGAAAGAGUUGUCCGCACUGAGAAAGUUCAAGUUGAGAGGGACCCAGAGGCAGAGAUUGAGAUUGAGAACCUAAGGAGGACUCUGGAAGAGGAAAAAAGGAGAAGGCGAGAACUUGACCAGGAGUUGGCCACCCUCACUUCCAGGCUUUCUGAUAUGGAGUUCUCUAACACCAAGUCUUCUAAAGAACUGGACUACAUCCGUGAUGAAAGUAGCCGCCUGCAGCAAGAAAACCAGAGGCUGCAAAAUGAGAUCCGCAAGCUUCGGUCUGAGAUCGAGAUCACCAGCAAAGAGACUCGGCUUAUAACUGAGUCUGCGCCAAGGGAGGAUGGAAAGAACCUGGAGUUGAGGCUUGAUUCACUACAGAAGGAACUAGCAGAGCUCAGAAGCAUAACCACCCAGAAGGAUGAGGAGAUCGAGAGGCUUCAAAAGAACCUGGCAGCAGUGAGAAUUAAGAGGGAACAGAGGGAGAGCCAUCUCCGUAGGUCUAUUGUGGUCAUUGACCCGGAUACAGGCAAAGAGAUGCGACCGGAGGAGGCCUACAAACAAGGGCUGAUCGACUGGAAGAUGUUCGUCAACCUACAGAGCCAGGAGUGUGACUGGGAGGAGAUCACGGUCAAGGGCCCCAAGGGAGAAUCCUCGGUUCUUCAUGACAGAAAAUCAGGGAAAAAGUUCUCCAUCGAUGAUGCGUUGCGUCUCGGGCACAUCACAAAUCGGCAGCUUCAACAGUACAUAAACAAAGAAAUCUCAAUCCAGGAGUUUGGUGUAAUGGUGUCGGGCAAGAACAAGUGAAUGCUAACAUGCUAAGACAGCGCAUUUUCGGUUUGAUUCUACAAGAUUUCCUCUCUGUUUCAUCACUGUUUAAAAAUCUCCUUGGGCUUAACUGUACUUCCAUUCUGACUUUAAUAAUAUGGUGACUUGGCAUUAUUUUUUACUUUAUCCAUGAUUCUUAAAUGCACUAUGUAUUUAUUUGCUUAUGCAUAUUCAGUUUUGUGGUACUGGCAUUAAUAUAUGGAUUUAUAUUACUAUCGUUACAGUCAACUACAUAACAGUUUUUUGUGGUAGGAAAAGUUUGCUCAGCUGAGUUUUAAUUUCUUACACUUGGUACUAGGGUCGAGAACAUAUAUUUGAUUUGGUAUAGCCAUUGAAAUUCACUAGGGUACUAUGUUUCAUUUAUUUGUGGGGGUUUCCCAGGUUUAUCUGAUGUGUGCUCUGUAAGCUUCAAUAAAAGUCAAAUCAAACUGGAAAAA
Siniperca chuatsi (mandarin fish) is the source of this 5926-nucleotide messenger RNA. It is a transcript of the gene ppl, whose product is annotated as periplakin. NCBI's taxonomy places the organism in Eukaryota, Metazoa, Chordata, Actinopteri, Centrarchiformes, Sinipercidae. The record is from RefSeq and is a predicted model, not a curated record. The transcript has 22 exons. Bases 198 to 5468 code for a protein of 1756 amino acids. Gene Ontology annotation, molecular function: cadherin binding; structural molecule activity. Gene Ontology annotation, biological process: wound healing; intermediate filament cytoskeleton organization. Gene Ontology annotation, cellular component: membrane; intermediate filament; cytoskeleton.